Molecule: messenger RNA, 3487 nt
Organism: Gigantopelta aegis
Lineage: Eukaryota; Metazoa; Mollusca; Gastropoda; Neomphalida; Peltospiridae
Product: POC1 centriolar protein homolog A-like
Exons: 14
Coding region: 123-1523 (466 amino acids)
Biological process (GO): cilium assembly
Cellular component (GO): centriole; ciliary basal body
Molecular function (GO): protein binding
Source: RefSeq, a predicted model, not a curated record
UUGCAAUGUUAGCGGCAUUAUUUGAAAGUAUCUGUGCAUGAUCAGACUUGACAGCUGAAUCAGUGUUGAUUUGUGUUGUUAUAAAAAUCAAACACUCAGCGUCUUAACACUGAAACAAGAAGAUGGCAGUCACAUUGGAGGAUCCAUCACUGGAGCGGCACUUCAGGGGCCACCGAGACACAAUUACGGGGUUGGACUUCAACCCCAACAUGACCCAGCUCGCGUCUGGCUCGAUGGACUCAUGUUUGAUGGUGUGGAACUUCAAACCAAAGAUGAGAGCUUACAGAUUCGUAGGACACAAGGAUGCUGUGAUGUCCGUGUGUUUUUCCCCGUCAGGACAUUUAGUGGCGUCCUCAUCCCGAGACAAAACCGUCAGACUGUGGAUUCCUAGUGUUAAAGGAGAAUCGACCGUGUUCAAGGCUCACACCGCCACGGUGAGGAGCGUCGACUUCUCUGCAGACGGUCAGACUCUGUGUACAGCAUCCGACGACAAGACGGUCAAGUUGUGGGCGGUGCACAGACAGAAGUUUCUUUUCUCUCUCACACAGCACAUGAACUGGGUCCGGUGUGCCAAGUUCUCGCCAGAUGGCCGCCUGCUGGUGUCGGGAAGUGAUGACAAAACCGUCAGACUCUGGGACAGACAGACCAAACAAUGUAUCCACUCGUUUUUCGAAACUGGAGGUUUUGUAAACCAUGUUGAAUUCCAUCCGAGUGGGACGUGUAUCGCGAGUGCUGGGACUGACGGAAGUGUGAAAGUGUGGGACAUCAGGAUGAACAAGAUAUUACAGAAUCACACAGCUCACUCCGGUCCGGUCAACAAGCUGUCGUUCCACUCGACUGGGAACUAUCUCAUCACCGGCUCGGACGACGCAACCAUCAAGAUAUUUGACCUGCUGGAGGGCAGAAUACUGUACACGCUUCACGGUCACCAGGGACCGGUCACUGCUGUAGCGUUUUCCAGAAAUGGAGAAUAUUUCUCAUCUGGAGGCUCGGACGAACAGGUGCUAGCGUGGAAGACGAACUUUGAUCAGAUUGAUGUUAAUGAGGUGUUAUCACAGCGUAAGAAGGAGCGGUCCCAGCCCAUCGUCGAGGAUAUCCCACCGAGGUCCAAGCUGCGCUCCAAGUCUCCAAAACGACUUGACGCUAAGUUGGCCGUGCGCAGCAUGGAUGAUGAGGAACCGGCCAUAACAGAUGUGGGGCCCGCACUCUUCCAGUCUGAGACAAGCAUGGCGAAUGGCCGUUUUUUUAGUGACUACGAGAUGAGUUCGGCGGAUCGCGGCGCGGGGGAUGUCAAUUACUCAGCGGCGGAUCCGUCAGCAUCGCGGUCCGUGACACAGACCCUGGAGUCACGGUCUCUCCCCCCACAGUUAACACAGUUCAUGGAAACCAUCGCCGGCCAGCUCGACAUUCUCACUCAGACUGUUUCCUUGUUGGAGCAGAGGUUGACGAUGACGGAGAACAAACUGAGGGAAUGUCUGGACAAUCAGCAGAAAAUCACUCUGCAAGUCCGACCCACUGACUGAUGUUCAUCAGAUGACUACACACAUUAAUCAUAUACAUACAACUUUCUCAAGUCAGACCCACUGACUGAUGUUCAUCAGAUGACUAUACCCAUUAAUCAUAUACAUACAACUUUCUCAAGUCCGACCCACUGACUGAUGUUUGUCGGAUGACUACACACAUUAAUCAUAUACAUACAACUUUCUCAAGUCAGACCCACUGACUGAUGUUAUCAGAUGACUACACACAUUAAUCAUAUACAUACAACUUUCUCAAGUCCAACCCACUGACUGAUGUUCAUCAGAUGACUAUACCCAUUAAUCAUAUACAUACAACUUUCUCAAGUCCGACCCACCGACUGAUGUUUGUCGGAUGACUACACACAUUAAUCAUAUACAUACAACUUUCUCAAGUCAGACCCACCCACUGAUGUUCAUCAGAUGACUACACACAUUAAUCAUAUACAUACAACUUUCUCAAGUCAGACCCACCCACUGAUGUUCAUCAGAUGACUACACACAUUAAUCAUAUACAUACAACUUUCUCAAGUCAGACCCACCCACUGAUGUUUGUCGGAUGACUACACAUAUUAAUCAUAUACAUUCAGACUUCGUCUACACGUCUCUCCAACCAUCUGCUGAAGUCCCCACAUGACUUCAUUCUCACUCUAAACUCAGGGCCAAAUUGCUAAAUGUGAUUUAAAGUUUAAUUUAGUGAAUAUAUGCAAUUAAGCUAAUUUAAAAAAUGUUUGUUGUUUGAAUGUGUAUAGCUAUUUUUAAAAUAAUUCUGUUUAGCUAAAUGUUACUUGAAUUUGGCUGCAAAUUUUCUGACAAAUUUGGUGACUUUCUAGCAGUGUGAUACAUUUAUAGGUUUAUAAAGUAUCCUGAGGAAACAUGAUAACUAAGCCUGCAGUCCAACUGAAUCUGUCUCUAAUUUGUCCUACUUUUUCUCAAACUUUGUACAUAGACACUGAAGUGAUAAGAAAAUUGAACAAGAGCUGGAUUUUAAUAUUUUUCAUAGAUUUAGUAAAAAUGUGACUAGUUUUUAAGUAAACAUGUUCUUAACUGAAUAGAUGGCUGAUAUUUCCCUAUUGUCUAACUGUCUUAAGUGGUAUCUCUCAUUGUGUAACCCUGGAAACUGCUGUGACUGCCUGGAGUAAGCAGCUUACGUCUUUGAACGUGACAACAUUAAUUAGUAACACAUACUUCUCUAGUUCCGCAACAAUACAAGUAGAAAUCAUUUCAUGAAAAUCAUACACCACGGGAUCCUGUUACCCUGGUGAUGCAUCCUAGGAUCCUGUUUACUCUGGUGAUGCAUCGUAGGAUCCUGUUACCUUGGUGAUGCAUCCUAGGAUCCUGUUACCCAGGUGAUGCAUCCUAGGAUCCUGUUACAUUGGUAAUAUAUCCUAGGAUCCUGUUACCUUGGUAAUACAUUGUAUAUCCUAGAAACUUGAUAUUUUGGUGAUACAUGCUAACAUCUUGUUACCUUUGUGAUACAUUUUAGAAACAUGUUACCAUGGUGACGGAUCCUAGGAUUAACUUUUAACACUACAGGGACAUUUCAUUUCAUCCAUAUUCAUUCACUGUGGCCUUCAAACAGCUGUAUUAGACCCUGGAGACGAUGGUUUUAAUUUAUUCAGUUGAUGUCUGUGAUAUUAGUGUAUGUAAUUCUAGUGUAUGUAACACACCAUGUAGAUAGUAUGGUAUUAAACAUGUAAAUCUACAACAGGUGUUAUCUUGUGUAUAUGAAUCUCUUUUAUAGUGUAUGUAACACACCAUGUAGAUAGUAUGGUAUUAAACAUGUAAAUCUACAACAGGUGUUAUCUUGUGUAUAUGAGAUCUCUUUUAUAGUGUAUGUAACACACCAUGUAGAUAGUAUGGUAUUAAACAUGUAAAUCUACAACAGGUGUUAUCUUGUGUAUAUGAAUCUCUUUUAUAGUGUAUGUAACACACCAUGUAGAUAGUAUGGUAUUAAACAUGUAAAUCUA